CAUGACUUCAGUCUUGAAUUUCCAAGCCGUCAGAGGUCUCAAUCAGCACAUUCAGCUGUCAGGAUAAAUGGAGACAAAGACAUCGAUGCUCUCACGAUAUGCUUAUGGUUGAAAUCGUCCUUGGAAUCAGAUUUUGGACUUCUACGCUAUUUUGAUGAAGCAGGGUCAGAUGUAUAUUUUGCCUUGAGGCUGGGUUCUGGCGGGCAGAUAUGGCUUUCGAUCCACGGUGAAGACAGGUAAUAAACGUAAAUGUGUUUGCCACCUAUACCUUGUCACAUUAUUAUUUUUUUAAUUUCUUUUUUUCAUCAUUCUACUCUCCGAUUUAAUCUUUAUUUACAUUGGGUAAUACUCGUGUGUAAGUGCAUUAGCCCUGGCUAUUAUUGGAAAUUCCCUUGGACCUAUGUCAGUUUCCGUGGCAAUAGUCACUGUCUGGCUCUUUAUUUUCAUCUUUUUUAUCAUAUAUUUCUUGGGGGAAUGUUUGGUCUCCAUCUUUAAAAACAAAUUAGCUCGUCAUGGUUCAGACAAGGGUGCUCUAGUCAAAGUAAACUUGUCUGUGUUGAUGUCGCUUGUGGCAGAAUUGUCAGUAAUUGUCAGUAUUGUAGUAUUGUCAUGAAUUUUAUACACAUAUAUUGUGUUAUUGGAGAAAACGUGUUUUCAAGACUCAAAAGUUUAUGAGAGGGCCCAAUUCAUAUGCUGUUUUACCAACGCACUAAUAAUCGAUUUUAUAGUAAAAUGCUAUAGCUGAAAUGCUUCCUGUAAACGGACUACAAUUAUUUCUCAAAUUAAAAUACAGGAAUUAACUCGAUAAAAAAUGGUUUGCCCUAAGAGUGAUAUAAAAAUGGCUACAAAGGUAUACAGAUGUCUCACAAAAAGAGUAUCUCCCUAACCAAUAAAUACAUUUUUUUUUUAAUAUCUCAGUCAUAUCUAGUUAGGUAUAGCAAAGGUCGUAGUGCAAUUUUCUCCAACGAUUGAAAUUCUAACCUUUUCUUUUUUUUCCUGUCUUAUGUUCAUAAUGUGAAGCAGAGGAAAAUUGACAAUAAGCUGGUCUAGAAAAAUUUGAAUUAAAGACUCAUUUACUUUCCUGAAAUGAUUUUUUCUCGCUCAAAAGAGAACUAGAUAUCAUGCCUCAAAUCCAGAACGGCAGAUGGCAUGGACUAUGUGUCACGUGGAACAAAGAUGGUGGCCAUUUUCUGAUUUACUACGACGGUCGGUUAAUUAGAAGUGAAAGUGGUUUAAAAUCCGGAAAAUCAUUUCCCUCGAAUAAUACCUUUACUUUGGGAAUCGGAGCCGAGGAAAAGUUUAACUACACUGGCAUGUUAGGGCAUGUAAAUAUAUGGUCACGCGUUUUGGAGCACCCUCUCCUUUCAGCUCUGUCUUCCAAGUGUGGGGUCGAACGCGGAGGGCUUGUUUCUUGGCCUCGGUUCCAGGAGGAUCUUCGUGGUGUUAAUGUGGGAGAAUCCUGUUCUUUUCAUGGUGAGGGCAAACAUAGUUAA
Messenger RNA from Pocillopora meandrina, 1493 nucleotides. Lineage: Eukaryota; Metazoa; Cnidaria; Anthozoa; Scleractinia; Pocilloporidae. The record is from the annotation of a GenBank genome assembly.